Messenger RNA from Hibiscus syriacus, 920 nucleotides. RefSeq names its product vesicle-associated protein 2-1-like. Gene Ontology annotation, biological process: endoplasmic reticulum membrane organization. The record is from RefSeq and is a predicted model, not a curated record. Lineage: Eukaryota; Viridiplantae; Streptophyta; Magnoliopsida; Malvales; Malvaceae. Bases 140 to 634 code for a protein of 164 amino acids. The transcript is spliced from 8 exons. Gene Ontology annotation, cellular component: endoplasmic reticulum membrane; plasma membrane.
CCUCCAAAGCAGACCCACGGUGCAUAGAAUCUCCCAACUACCGUCGGUUCCCCGACAAACCUCCAACCUCGGUGGCGACUGUAUCGGCGACUCCUUUAGCAUAAGGCCGAACCAGUUGCAGUUCGCGCCACAUUUCAUUAUGACUGCUGGUGACGCUAAUCAGUUGAUAUCUGUUCAACCCAACGACCUCAAGUUCCUUUUUGAGCUGGACAAGCCUAGUUUUUGCAAUCUUCAGUUGACGAACAACACGGAUGACCAUGUGGCAUUUAAGGUUAAAACAAGUUCACCCAAGAAGUACUUUGUGCGACCGAACACUGGAGUUGUAAUGCCUCGGGACUCAUGUAUCAUCAGAGUCACUCUCCAAGCCCAAAGGGAAUAUCCUCCUGAUAUGCAAUGCAAGGACAAAUUUCUGCUACAGAGUAUUAUAGUCCCUCCGAAUACCGAUGUGGAUGAUCCACCGGCAUAUACUUUUAACAAGGAUGGUACUAAGGAGAUAAAGGAGCGCAAGCUUAAAGUUUUUUACGAAUCUCCUUCGGGUCAAGCAAAUUCAGAAGACGGAGGCUUAAAGAGCUUCACACCACAAAACCCUGAUGCAAACUCUGAGAGUCUUACCAUACAGCACCUUAAGGAUUAAAGAAAUGCCGCAGUUCGGUAAACAGUUCAGCUGCAACAAGAAGUGGAUUUUCUGAAGAGGCAAAGAAAACGUAGGAACAACACCGGCUUCUCCUUCAUGUUUGCAUCCUUUGUCGGACUGAUAGGAAUAAUGAUCGGUUUUCUGUAAAAUCUUUCCUUGGCUUGGUCGUUGACAAAAGGAAAAUACGAGUAUGGUGGGAACCAGUGAUGUUCAUUGUAUAAUGCUGAAUGUUACUGUUCUGCUUGAAGGAGUCUUCCCUUUUCCUUUCCUUUCUGUAUAUUUGAUC